Molecule: messenger RNA, 435 nt
Organism: Mesoplodon densirostris (Blainville's beaked whale)
Lineage: Eukaryota; Metazoa; Chordata; Mammalia; Artiodactyla; Ziphiidae
Gene: CNPY1
Product: canopy FGF signaling regulator 1
Exons: 4
Cellular component (GO): endoplasmic reticulum
Source: RefSeq, a predicted model, not a curated record
AUGGACAAGGUAGAGUACGACGUCACCAAGGCUCGGCAGAAGACCAAGGUGGGCUCCUUCAGAAUAAAUCCUGACGGGACGCAGGAGAGGAGAAAGAUUCCCUUAGCCCAGUCGGAGGCGUUCCUCACAGACCUCUUGGAUAAAGUGUGUGAGCGGAUGAAUGACUACAAGCUCGAAGAAGCCCCCGUGACCAAGGAGGAGACUUUCAAGAGAUUUGCUCCAAGGAAAGGAGGCAAAAUAUACAAAGAAUUUUAAAAAUUCUAUUUUUAUUCUGAUGCUUACAGACAUUUGAAAUUCGCGUGUGAAACUAUAAUGGAAGUGUACGAAGAUGAAAUAUUCUCACUUAUCGCCCAGGAGGCACACUACCUCGCUGACAAGCUGUGCAGUGAAAAAUCAGGUCUGUGUGAAACUUCUACUAAUCACACUGAACUCUAG